CACCCAGUGCAGACAUGGGGUGGACCCCACAAUCAGAAAUAUCCAAUUCUCUUUUAUCUAUCAGAACUCAAGCCUCCCACUCCUCGCUGCUCCCAUCUCCAUCGCCGUCUUCUCCGCUACUGCUACUAACUCCGCCGAGGCCGUAUCUUUGAGGGAAUCAUGCCUAAGGUGAAGACGAACCGAGUAAAAUACCCCGAGGGUUGGGAGUUGAUUGAACCUACUCUACGUGAACUACAAGCACAGAUGAGAGAAGCUGAGAAUGAUCCACAUGAUGGUAAAAGAAAAUGUGAGGCCUUGUGGCCUAUCUUUAAAAUAGCCCAUCAGAAAAGUCGCUACAUUUUUGACCUUUAUCACAGGAGGAAGGAGAUUUCCAAGGAAUUGUAUGAGUUCUGCUUGGAUCAGGGUUAUGCAGAUCGUAACUUAAUUGCAAAGUGGAAAAAGCCUGGCUAUGAAAGGCUCUGCUGCUUAAGAUGCAUGCAACCUCGGGAUCAUAACUAUCAAACUACGUGUGUGUGCCGAGUGCCAAAGCAUCUGCGCGAGGAGAAAGUUAUAGAAUGCAUGCAUUGCGGUUGUGGGGGCUGUGCAAGUGGAGAUUGAGAAGUUCAGAUAGACGGCCCAAUUCAAGCUACAUGUAUCAGUGGGGAUAAAUGUAAAUCGAUGUGAAAGAGAUUUAGAGAUAUAGAUAUCCUCUUUUAGGGAGAAAUCUUGCCUCUAGUAUGUAGUAUGGUCUCUUUGUUGUGAGGGCUAAUGAAAACUUGCUUACUCUUACCUGAUUUAGAAUUAUCAGCUCUAAUUUCGAAACAACUAGGAAAUGUUUUAGAACUUUUGUACCAUAAAUGCUUUUGAAAUUUCCUUAAUCUAUGUCUAGCAAAAUUUAGAAUUGCUAUUUUCAUU
Messenger RNA from Olea europaea var. sylvestris, 894 nucleotides. RefSeq names its product protein BUD31 homolog 2-like. Gene Ontology annotation, biological process: mRNA splicing, via spliceosome. The transcript has 4 exons. Gene Ontology annotation, cellular component: spliceosomal complex; nucleus. The record is from RefSeq and is a predicted model, not a curated record. Lineage: Eukaryota; Viridiplantae; Streptophyta; Magnoliopsida; Lamiales; Oleaceae. Bases 160 to 597 code for a protein of 145 amino acids.